This is a messenger RNA of Chelonus insularis, 2011 nucleotides long. It is a transcript of the gene Eno, whose product is annotated as enolase. Gene Ontology annotation, biological process: glycolytic process. Lineage: Eukaryota; Metazoa; Arthropoda; Insecta; Hymenoptera; Braconidae. The transcript has 7 exons. Gene Ontology annotation, molecular function: phosphopyruvate hydratase activity; magnesium ion binding. The record is from RefSeq and is a predicted model, not a curated record. Gene Ontology annotation, cellular component: phosphopyruvate hydratase complex. The coding region runs from base 221 to 1525 and encodes 434 amino acids.
UUUGUUGAAAAUAAUUUAAUUUAUUUCUCUCUUUAUUAGUAAUAUCAAAUCUAUCAGCCGAAUGAUCGAUCAGUAUUUCUGUUCAUAGAAUUUCUCAAAUAUUCUACACCGGAUUUGGAGGUCAUACGUAAGUCACUAUUUCAGUCUGAAUUAGACGGUUGAAGCUGACAGUCACGCAUUUCGUUUGAGAAUCCCAACCUCUAAGUGCAGUUUUUCCAGUAUGACAAUUCAAAGUAUCAAAGCUCGUCAAAUCUACGACUCUCGUGGUAAUCCCACGGUUGAGGUCGAUCUUGUAUCUGAGAAUGGAUUAUUCAGAGCUGCUGUGCCAUCCGGUGCUUCUACUGGUGUCCAUGAAGCUCUUGAACUUCGUGACAAUGAUAAAUCCAAAUAUCAUGGAAAAUCAGUGUUCAAAGCUGUAGAUAAUAUCAAUUCAAUCAUUGCUCCCGAGCUAUUAAAAUCUGGUUUAGAUGUUACACAACAAACAGAAAUCGAUAAUUUUCUUUUGAAACUCGAUGGAACUCCCAACAAAUCUAAGCUUGGAGCUAAUGCCAUUUUGGGUGUUUCCCUGGCAGUCUGCAAAGCUGGUGCUGCCAAAAAAGGCAUACCUCUUUACAAAUAUAUUGCUGAGCUCUCUGGAAACAAAGACAUCAUUCUUCCUGUUCCUGCAUUCAAUGUAAUUAAUGGUGGAUCACAUGCCGGUAAUAAACUAGCUAUGCAAGAGUUUAUGAUCUUGCCGGUUGGAGCAGCGAACUUUACUGAAGCUAUGAAGAUGGGUAGCGAAGUUUAUCAUCACUUGAAGGCUGGAAUUAAGAAGAAGUUCGGUCUCGAUGCUACUGCUGUUGGAGAUGAAGGUGGUUUUGCACCCAACAUUCUUGAAAAUAAAGAAGCUUUGAACUUGAUAAUGGAUGCUAUUAAGGUUGCUGGUUAUGAAGGCAAAAUUAAAAUUGGUAUGGAUGUUGCUGCCUCUGAAUUCCACAAAAAUGGAAAAUACGACUUGGACUUUAAAAAUGAAAAAUCUGAUCCCAGCACUUAUUUAGAGCCAGAAGCUCUCAAAAAUCUUUAUUUGGAAUGGGUUAAAGAUUUUCCAAUUGUAUCUAUUGAGGAUCCAUUUGAUCAAGAUGGAUGGGACUCAUGGACUUCUAUGACUGCCUCAACACCAAUCCAAAUUGUUGGUGAUGAUCUUACAGUAACAAAUCCUGAAAGGAUUAAGACAGCUAUUGAGAAAAAAGCUUGCAACUGUCUUCUCUUGAAAGUUAAUCAGAUUGGCAGUGUAACAGAAUCAAUUAACGCUCAUAAACUAGCCAAAAGUGCUGGAUGGGGCACUAUGGUUUCCCAUCGAUCUGGAGAAACUGAAGAUACAUUUAUUGCUGACUUAGUUGUUGGCUUAUCGACUGGACAAAUAAAAACUGGAGCACCUUGCCGUUCUGAGAGAUUGGCAAAAUACAACCAAAUUCUUCGUAUUGAAGAAGAACUUGGUGCUAAUGCCAAGUUUGCAGGAGAAAAAUUCCGUAACCCACAGGCUUAAAGAUAAGUUUGCUGGGGGGUUGAUGCGACGAAUAUCACAUCGCUGGAGGUUCAUUAUCAGUUACAUAACGCCUUUAUCUAGUGCUGUUAAAAAAUUAAGUCGAUUUACCUCUGAAUACUUUUGGUAAAUUUAAAGUCAUACAAAUAAGUAUAAAUUUGUAAAACAAAAAUAUUUAAGCGUAUAUUUUAUUUAUUUUCUUUAUUUACAAGUAACAAAACGUAUUUAAUUUAAUUAAAUAUAAGUUUUUGUUUCUUUAUGAGGGAGUUUGCUGGGUCCUAUUAUCAACCAAGUGUUCAGAGACUAAAGAUAAAGUUAGAAUUCACGGAAUAAAAAAUAAAAAAAAUAUAAAUAAACGAAUAAGAGUAUCGUAUGAUUCUCGUUGAAAUAAUAGUUUAAAUAAUGUUGUAAUGCUGUUGAUGUGUAUUCGUUGUCUAGAUUCUUUCGAUGGCAUUAAAUUAAUAAAAUAACAAUUCACUCUAAUAAUAA